This is a messenger RNA of Nematolebias whitei (Rio pearlfish), 1532 nucleotides long. Its product is annotated as brain aromatase. The transcript has 9 exons. Bases 1 to 1518 code for a protein of 505 amino acids. Lineage: Eukaryota; Metazoa; Chordata; Actinopteri; Cyprinodontiformes; Rivulidae. The record is from RefSeq and is a predicted model, not a curated record. Gene Ontology annotation, molecular function: heme binding; iron ion binding; monooxygenase activity.
AUGAUGCAACCAGAGGAGUUCACCGUGGGCCACACCAUGGUUAACAGUCUGCCUACAGUCACCUCCCUCCUGCUGCUUCUGCUACUCCUGGUUCUGUUGAUCACCGCCUGGAGCCGAACACAUCGGUCUCACACACCAGGUCCUUCCUUCUUGGCAGGACUUGGUCCGAUUCUCUCCUACAGCAGGUUCAUUUGGACCGGGAUUGGAACAGCGUGCAACUACUACAACCACAAAUAUGGCAGCACUGUGCGGGUAUGGAUUAACGGGGAGGAGACCCUCAUUUUGAGCAAGUCGUCAGCGGUGUACCACGUGUUGAGGAGCGCUCACUACACCUCCAGAUUCGGAAGCAAAAGAGGCCUCGAGUGUAUUGGGAUGGAGGGGAGGGGAAUAAUUUUCAACAGUGACAUCCCACUCUGGAAAAAAGUGAGGGCAUCCUUUUCCAAAGCUCUGAGCGGCCCCGGCCUUCAGAGGACAGUGGGGAUCUGUGUGAGCUCCACAGCUAAACACCUGGACAACCUGCAGAGCAUGACCGAUCCCUCUGGACACGUGGACGCCCUGAGUCUCCUGAGAGCCAUAGUGGUGGACGUCUCCAACAGGCUGUUCCUCAGGGUGCCCCUCAAUGAGAAAGACCUGCUGAUGAAAAUCCACAACUACUUUGAGACCUGGCAGACGGUUCUGAUAAAGCCCGAUAUUUUCUUCAAGAUUGGAUGGUUGUACAACAAACACAAGAGAGCAGCCCAGGAGCUGCAGGACGAGAUGGAGAGCCUGCUUGAAAUAAAAAGAAAGAUGAUUAACGAUGCCGAGAAGCUCGACGAUGACGAUCGGGACUUCGCCACGGAGCUCAUCUUUGCUCACAACCACGGGGAGCUCUCAGCAGACAACGUCAGGCAGUGCGUGCUGGAGAUGGUGAUCGCCGCUCCGGACACGCUGUCCAUCAGCCUCUUCUUCAUGCUGAUGCUGCUCAAACAGAACCCUGACGUGGAGCUGCAGAUAGUGGAGGAGAUGAACGCCGCCUUGAGUGAGAAAGCUGUAGAGGACAUUGAUUACCAAGAACUAAAAGUGAUGGAGAGUUUCAUCUGUGAGUGUCUGAGGUUUCACCCUGUGGUUGACUUCACGAUGCGGAAAGCUCUGGAGGACGACAACAUCGACGGCACAAACAUCAGGAAAGGAACCAACAUCAUUCUCAACAUUGGCCUUAUGCACAAGACCGAGUUCUUCCCUAAACCCAGAGAGUUCAGCCUGACAAACUUCGACAGCCACGUGCCCAGUCGCUUCUUCCAGCCCUUUGGCUGCGGGCCUCGUUCCUGUGUUGGCAAACAUAUCGCCAUGGUGAUGAUGAAGGCCAUCUUGAUCGCUCUGUUGUCUCGCUACACGGUGUGUCCCCGCCAAGGCUGCACGCUGGACAGCAUCAGGCAGACCAACAACCUGUCGCAGCAGCCCGUGGAAGACGAGCACAGCCUCACCAUGCGCUUCAUCCCUCGUGCGCAGGAACAAAGCUCAAGCUGCUCUGAAACAUGAGAAUCAUUUUACCA